UUUCCUAUUCUCAAAAUAAAUGUCUAAACUUGUCAACCAAGUUAUUUGUGAAGACUUUAAGACUGAGAGGAGUACUUCCAAGGGAGAUUUUAAGGCUCCAAGGAGGAAAUAUAAGGAGACAAUGUCACUGUGGAGUAAGGCAUCUGGAACGGAUAAUAUAAGUAUUGAUGUCAGCACUAGAAGUUCUAUGGGGGGUUCAUCAAUGGAAGUACUUGGGGAUUAUACUUGUUCUCAUAACUAUUCUCAAAGUUGCUCGAAAUAUAAUCAAAUUGAGAAAUUUCUUGACACUAUGAAUAUUACGAGGGUGGAUUUUUCAUCAAUUAUGAAGUCCACCGUUGUUACUCAAGAGAACAAAGUAAAGUUCCUCGGAAAUGGAGCUAGCAGUAUCCAAUCCAGAAAGAAGUUUUAUAUGAGACCCAAGGUUUCCUCUCUUUGGGAAAGAAGGCAAAAUCAGUGCAAGGCCAUGGAUGAAGAAUACGAGUCAUGCUCUGAAUCAGAGAGCAUCUAGAUUCCCAGAAUUUCAAUAGAUAUAGAUUAAUGGCGAGAGGUCUUCUUCUCGCCUGAUCCAUGUCUCA
Messenger RNA from Moneuplotes crassus, 575 nucleotides. Lineage: Eukaryota; Ciliophora; Spirotrichea; Euplotida; Euplotidae. The record is from the annotation of a GenBank genome assembly.